Molecule: messenger RNA, 1829 nt
Organism: Brassica napus (rape)
Lineage: Eukaryota; Viridiplantae; Streptophyta; Magnoliopsida; Brassicales; Brassicaceae
Product: CBL-interacting serine/threonine-protein kinase 25-like
Exons: 1
Coding region: 338-1714 (458 amino acids)
Biological process (GO): signal transduction; protein phosphorylation
Molecular function (GO): ATP binding; protein kinase activity
Source: RefSeq, a predicted model, not a curated record
UCUCUAAACCGCGGCUUAGCUUGAUUUAAGAGUCUCUUUCCUGUGGGAAUCUCUAUCAACCCCCACUGAAUAUAUAUUUUCCAAGGGGCCGUCGAGUUCUUAUAAACCAAACCACCAAUUCAACCUUCUAUCAUUGUUUCACCACCAUCUCUCUCUCUCUCUCUCUCUGGUAAUAACUGUUUUUUGCAGAAUAUGGAAUCAUUCCACUUCUGUAACGUUAGCAUAUGCUCAUGGUUUCCUCAUGCAUCAACCACACCUUUUCCUUUUCCCAACUCCUAAUCUUCUCUUCAUCUGAGUUUUUUUUUCUCUUUUAUCAAGUAAAACAUUAAAUUUGUAAAUGGAGGAAGAACGGCGUGUCGUUCUGUUCGGGAAAUACGAAAUAGGAAGGCUUUUAGGCAAAGGAACCUUCGCUAAAGUCUACCACGCAAAACACAUCACCACCGGCGAAAGCGUCGCGAUCAAGAUCAUCAACAAAGACCACGUCAUGAAACGUAACGGCAUGAUGGAUCAGAUCAAGCGCGAGAUCUCCAUCAUGAAGCUCGUCCGCCACCCCAACAUCGUCGAGCUCAAAGAAGUCAUGGCGACCAAGACGAAGAUCUUCUUCGUGAUGGAGUUCGUCAGAGGCGGAGAGCUUUUCGCCAAAGUCGUUAAAGGGAAACUUAAAGAAGACGCGGCGCGUAGAUAUUUCCAGCAGCUGAUCUCGGCCGUCGAUUUCUGCCACAGCAGGGGCGUCUCUCACCGCGAUCUGAAGCCGGAGAAUCUCCUCGUCGACGAGAACGGAGAUCUCAAGGUCUCCGACUUCGGACUCUCGGCCUUGCCCGAGCAGCUUCUCCAAGACGGAUUGCUACACACUCAGUGCGGCACGCCUGCUUACGUGGCGCCAGAGGUUUUGAGAAAGAAGGGAUACGAUGGCGCGAAAGCGGAUAUUUGGUCGUGCGGCGUCGUUUUGUACGUGCUUCUCGCUGGAUACCUUCCGUUUCAAGAAGAGAAUCUCAUGAACAUGUAUCGAAAGAUCUUCAAGGCGGAGUUCGAUUUUCCUCCAUGGUUUUCCCCCGAGGCGAGGAGGCUGAUCUCGAAGCUCCUCGUCGUCGAUCCGGAGAAACGGAUCUCGAUCCCGGCGAUCACGCGGACGCCGUGGUUUCGGAAAAGCUUCAAAGCUCCGAUGAUCACGGUCCUUAACGACGGCGAGGAGGAGGAGGACGGAGCGGCGGCGCCGGCGGUGGUGGUGUCGCCGAAGUUUUUCAACGCGUUUGAGUUUAUCUCGUCGAUGUCGUCGGGGUUCGAUCUGUCGAGUUUGUUCGAGAGCAAGAGGAAGGUGAGGUCCAUGUUCACGUCGCGGUGGUCAGCGGCGGAGAUAAUGGGGAAGAUGGAAGGGAUCGGGAAGGAGAUGGGGAUGAAGGUGAAGAGGACGAAGGAUUUCAAGGUGAGGAUGCAGGGGAAGACGGAGGGGAGGAAGGGGCAGAUAACGGUGACGGCGGAGGUUUUCGAGGUUGCGCCGGAGGUUGCCGUCGUGGAGCUGUGUAAAUCGGCUGGAGACACUCUGGAGUAUAACAAGUUGUAUGAGGAGCAAGUCAGGCCGGCGUUGAAGGACAUCGUGUGGUCGUGGCACGGUGACAAUAAUAAUAAUAAUAAUAUUAUUAUUAAUGACAGUAAUAAUAGUAGUAAUAAUUAUACUAGCGAUGAAAACUCUGGUAGUGACUGUGAGAGAAUAUAAUGAUAGUAAUGUGAAGCUGUUGAUUUGGUUUGUUUAAUUCGCUUGUUAUUAGACUCGGGAAGAUUUUUGUGUAUAUGGAACCGUUUAGUUCAUUAAGAAACUUAAAUUAGUCAUA